This is a messenger RNA of Saimiri boliviensis boliviensis (Bolivian squirrel monkey), 276 nucleotides long. Its product is annotated as small ribosomal subunit protein eS12-like. Gene Ontology annotation, biological process: translation. Gene Ontology annotation, cellular component: ribosome. Lineage: Eukaryota; Metazoa; Chordata; Mammalia; Primates; Cebidae. Gene Ontology annotation, molecular function: structural constituent of ribosome. The record is from RefSeq and is a predicted model, not a curated record.
AUGGAUGUUACUACUGCUUUACAAGAGGGGCUGAAGACAGCCCUCAUCCACGAUGGCCUAGCACGUGAAAUUCACGAACCUGCCAAAGAGUACCAAGCCCAUCUUUGUGUGGGUGCAUCCAACUGUGAUGAGCCUAUGUAUGUCAAGUGGGUGGAGGCCCUUUGUGCUGAGCACCAAAUAAACCUAAUUAAGGUUGAUGACAACAAGAAAGGAUCGGAAUGGGGAGGCCUCUGUGAAACUGACAGAGAGGGGAAACCUCGUAAAGGACUAAGGUGA